GUGUCUCUUACAUCACCACCAAAAGGACAUCACUAUCAAACUUGCAGCAGAAAAAAAAAUGGCUUCUGUGUUCCUCGGCGAUCUCAACGACUACAUCCAGCCGUCACAGGCCUGUGUGAACCCGCUUUUCACGUCGGGCAAGCCCGAGGGCAAUGGCAACUCCAAUGGUUUGGCCAAAAUCACACUGGAGACGGAGCUCUCAGCCGCGGACUUUGCAGUGCCGCAGCCUCUCAAGCCCAACAUCAUCCGCACUACAACACAGGAGAAAGCCACGAUCUCACUGGACGACUGUCUCGCCUGCAGCGGCUGCGUCACUUCAGCCGAGACGGUGCUAAUCUCUCAACAGAGUUACAAGGAAAUGCUGGACGUGCUGGCUGCCACGAAGCACAAGCGCGUGGUGGUAACGUUGUCACCUCAGUCUCGUGCGUCUCUGGCCGCGCACUUCGAUAUGCCCGUGAUUGCUGUGCACCGUAAACUCGUGACACUGUUCCGUAACCUCGGCGUAACCCUCGUGAUCGACUCCACGUGCAGCGGAGACUUUGCCCUGCUCGAAUCUCGUGCAGAAUUCCUACACAGAUACGGUAACCAACAGAAGACCAUCUGGGCGCGGCCGCCUUCUUCCGUGGCUGUCUCCUCCGCUAAGACAGAAUAUUUGGAGCCCAGUACUUCGACCAACCCACUGCAGGACCCGCUUCGAGCGAUGCCGAUGCUGGCGUCGUCGUGUCCUGGAUGGAUUUGCUAUGCUGAAAAGUCUCAGCCGAACGCUAUUCCGUUCAUUGACACAACGAAAUCCCCACAGCAGAUUGCAGGCUCGAUCAUCAAGCGCUUUGUCAGCGGCGAGCAUGGCGUUAAGCCCAGCGAAGUCUACCAUGUAGCGGUGAUGCCGUGCUUCGACAAGAAACUGGAGGCGUCGCGUAAGGAUUUCCAGGACGCAGAGGACGCAACCAAGGACGUGGAUUGUGUGCUUGCCACCACAGAGAUCAUCGAACUGAUUGAGUCGCUGAACGUUGACUUCGCUUCGCUUGAGCUUGCAACUUUGACGCCAGAGGAGACCAUGCUAAGUGGUGUAUCAGAGGAUGGCAGCAGCGUCUUGGGUAGCCACCUAAAUGCCAGCUCGGGCGGCCACCUCGAGCACAUUUUCCGGUAUGCUGCCAAGGAGCUCUUCAACGUGGACGUGAAUGGUCCGCUUGAGUACGUUGCUGGGCGCAACCCAGACUUCCGUGAGGUAUCGCUGGUGUUAGAAGGCAAAGAAGUACUGAAGUUCGCUGUCGCUUAUGGUUUCCGCAACAUUCAGUCAAUCAUGACGAAGAUCAGGAGGAACAGGUGUCCGUAUCACUACGUCGAGAUCAUGGCUUGUCCUAGUGGAUGUCUGAACGGAGGAGGACAAAUCAGACCCAAGUCGACGCUGCUGGCAUCGGAACUGCUCGACAACGUCACGAGUCGCUUCCAGGAGCUGCAAGUACGUGAUCCUAUUGCCAACCCCGCUGUGAAGUACGUGUACGAGAAAUAUUUGGACGGAAUUCCCUUCUCCGAAGCUGCACGUGGAGUGCUGCAUACACAGUAUCACGCUGUGCCCAAGAUGGAGCAGUCGAACCCGUUGGGCAUCAAGUGGUAAUCCAUUUAAGCUUAGAUUGAAUGCAGGUAGGGUGCUUUAUGUCACCCAUGCAUACGUUUAUUGUCUGUUUUGAUCUCCAUACACGUUUACAAGUCCUUCCUGGACGCCUGUGCUGUA
Phytophthora nicotianae INRA-310 is the source of this 1732-nucleotide messenger RNA. RefSeq lists its product as hypothetical. NCBI's taxonomy places the organism in Eukaryota, Oomycota, Peronosporomycetes, Peronosporales, Peronosporaceae. The transcript has 2 exons. Gene Ontology annotation, molecular function: 4 iron, 4 sulfur cluster binding. The record is from RefSeq and is a predicted model, not a curated record. The coding region runs from base 59 to 1615 and encodes 518 amino acids.